Messenger RNA from Cotesia congregata, 429 nucleotides. Lineage: Eukaryota; Metazoa; Arthropoda; Insecta; Hymenoptera; Braconidae. The record is from the annotation of a GenBank genome assembly.
AUGUCUGGUCGUGGAAAAGGUGGUAAAGUAAAGGGAAAGUCAAAGACCCGCUCAAGCCGUGCUGGUCUCCAAUUUCCAGUGGGUCGUAUCCAUCGUAUGUUACGUAAGGGAAAUUACGCUGAACGUGUUGGUGCUGGUGCUCCAGUUUACCUCGCAGCUGUCAUGGAAUACUUGGCUGCUGAAGUCCUAGAGUUGGCUGGAAACGCUGCUCGUGACAACAAGAAGACCAGAAUCAUCCCCCGUCAUCUUCAGUUGGCCAUCCGUAACGAUGAGGAAUUGAACAAACUUCUCUCCGGAGUAACCAUCGCCCAGGGAGUGAGCGAGUCUGGAAGCUUCAGCAGCAAUACGUUCGAAGAUAUCGUUGACAAAGCUGUUCAUGAUGCUCAUGGCCUUGGAGGAAACACCGGUGUCAGGGUGGACCUGUUUUAG